Messenger RNA from Acanthosepion pharaonis, 1218 nucleotides. NCBI's taxonomy places the organism in Eukaryota, Metazoa, Mollusca, Cephalopoda, Sepiida, Sepiidae. The record is from the annotation of a GenBank genome assembly.
AUGAGUUGUUCGUUUGCGCUGUUUCCUAGCCGGCGCCCAACUUUCACCUGUGGCUUAGACUACCUGUCUGCAUGCAAAAGCGGCGAUACGCCGCUGUUCAUUGCCGAUCUAUGCAUUUAUCUAUCUGAAGCUGUUAAUUAUCUAUCUAUCUAUCUAUCUAUCUAUCUAUCUAUCUAUCUAUCUAUCUAUCUAUCUAUCUAUCUGAAGCUGUUCAUUAUCUAUCUAUCUAUCUAUCUAUCUAUCUAUCUAUCUAUCUAUCUGAUGCUGUUAAUUAUCUAUCUAUCUAUCUAUCUAUCUAUCUAUCUAUCUAUCUAUCUGAUGCUCUGUUCAUUAUCUAUCUAUCUAUCUAUCUCUUCAGUCUGUUCAUUAUCUAUCUAUCUGAAGCUUCUGUUCAUUAUCUAUCUAUCUAUCUAUCUAUCUAUCUAUCUGAAGCUGUUCAUUAUCUAUCUAUCUAUCUAUCUUCAUUGUAUCAUUAUCUAUCUAUCUAUCUAUUUAUCUAUCUAUCUGAAGCUCAUUAAUUUCUAUCUAUCUAUUCAUCUGUUAAUUAUCUAUCUAUCUAUCUAUCUAUCUAUCUAUCUAUCUAUCUAUCUAUCUAUCUAUUCAUUAUUAAUUAUCUAUCUAUCUAUCUAUCUAUCUAUCUAUUCAUAUCUAUCUAUCUAUCUAUUUGAAGAUGUUCUAUCUAUCUAUCCCUAUCAAACUGUUCAUUAUGUAUCUAUUGUUCUCGAAUUUGCCAUCAUGCAUCUAUCUACCUAUCUGUUUACCUGCGUUAUCUAUCUAUCUAUCUAUCUAUCUAUCUAUCUAUCUAUCUAUCUAUCUGAAGCUGUUCAUUAUCUAUCUAUUAUCUAUCUAUCUAUCUAUCUAUCUAUCUAUCUAUCUAUCUAUCUAUUUGAAGAUAUGUUUUAUCUAUCUAAAUCUAUCUAUCUAUCUAUCUAUCUAAUCUGGUUGUCCUGUAUUUCUAUCUAUGUAUAUAGACAUUCGUAUCUAUCUAACGAUCUAUGUUUCAACCUCAGUAUCUAUUUCUUAACAAAAUAUUGGUUUCAUGAAAUAACUUCUCUAUCAUUCUAUUCCUAUCAAUUUAAUUACUCCUUUUCGUAUCUAUCUCUGUCUUAUCUAUUUCUGCUCUUAUCUAUCUAUCUAUCUAUCUAUCUAUCUAUCUAUCUAUCUAUCUAUCUAUCUCUGUUAUUAUCUCUCUGUCGACUCAUCUCUCUAUAUCUCUAA